UGUCGGAAAUAUUUUUUAUUUAACAUAUCAUUCCUGCAUUAAUAUAAAUUGUGAACCAGUAACGACUGGAUAAAACACAUUUUAAGAUUGAUUAAGAUCCAAAUGAUUCAGUACCGAGUGUGAACUUCUGCACGUGUUCAGAGAAGCACAUGGACUGAAGAGUUCUGCUUGAUAAAGUCAUGGCAGCAGCAGUGCACGAGACAGUCCUCAUCGGAGUAUGUGAUGGAGUUAUCGACAAGAAGAAAUACACAUCAUAUUGCACAAACAAAAUUGGAGAUAGACCGGACCUGCUUCCAGUAAUCACUCUGCAGCAUCCCACAUGCAGUCUGUGUCAGAGAGGCCUGUCCCACGUGGUGCAGGUCUACUGUCCUCUCGCUGCGUCUCCUUACCACAGAACCAUCAGUGUCUUCGCCUGCACCAAUCCACACUGCAGCGGUAAAUCAGAGAGUUGGAUAGUCCUGCGCUCUCAGUGCUUGGAGGAUGACAUCAAAGCAAGACAAGACGACAAAACCACGCCGUGUACAGAAUCUGCAAUGUCCAGGACAGACUGGUGUGAUGAAGCCGAUGACUGGGGGAUGGACGAUGAAGAACAAGUGGCUGAAAACGGCGUACAAAUACCAAAUGACUGUAUCGGUGAAGGAAAUGAUGUCAGCAGCAGGCUUCAGGACCUGUGCAUUGAUGGAGAUCAUCAUCAAAGCGCCCUCCAACCCAACGAUGUGCCUGUUUUCCAGCCAUUCUACAUAAGUGUAAUGGAAGAAACAGACUUGGAUGGCUUUCAUGACACGGAUCAUGAGAACGAACUGCUUAGAGCGUAUGAGGAGAGAGAGGGAGUGACAGUCGAGGAGAUUCAUAGUUGUGGAAGUGGGGGAGCCACUCAGGAGGAAUACGAGAAGGCCACGGCCAAGCAUGGAGAUGAAGUGUUCACCAGUUUCAUGAAGAAAAUCUCUCUUUGUCCUGAACAAGUGUUACGAUAUAGUUGGGCAGGAUCACCUCUGUUUAUAUCAGAGACUGUCUCUGAUGUUAUUCAGACGGUGCCGGUCUGUGCUCACUGCGGCAGCCCCAGAGUUUUUGAAUUUCAGCUCAUGCCAGCAUUGGUCAGUUUGCUCAGGAGUGUAGACACAGAUUCAGACGUUUCGCUCGAGUUUGGAACAGUUCUUGUGUACACUUGUAGAAACAGCUGUUGGAAAUCUGGAUCAGCGGCUCCAGUGGAAGAAUUUGCUGUCGUUCAGCCAGACCCAGACCAAAAGCUCUUCAAAUGAUAUAAAUUAUCAUCAUUAAAGAUUUUUUUUCAGUA
Messenger RNA from Carassius auratus (goldfish), 1294 nucleotides. RefSeq names its product programmed cell death 2-like (gene pdcd2l). Lineage: Eukaryota; Metazoa; Chordata; Actinopteri; Cypriniformes; Cyprinidae. Bases 180 to 1259 code for a protein of 359 amino acids. The record is from RefSeq and is a predicted model, not a curated record. Gene Ontology annotation, biological process: apoptotic process. The transcript is spliced from 6 exons. Gene Ontology annotation, cellular component: cytoplasm.